This is a messenger RNA of Dermacentor andersoni, 1958 nucleotides long. Its product is annotated as flavin-containing monooxygenase 5-like. NCBI's taxonomy places the organism in Eukaryota, Metazoa, Arthropoda, Arachnida, Ixodida, Ixodidae. Gene Ontology annotation, molecular function: flavin adenine dinucleotide binding; NADP binding; N,N-dimethylaniline monooxygenase activity. The record is from RefSeq and is a predicted model, not a curated record.
CCGCGGGCACAAGCCGGGCCGGCAAACCAUGACGAACAACCCAAAAGCAGCAGCGGCGGCGGCGGCCGCCCGGGCGCCCGCUUCGGAAGCGGCGCCCCGACGUCGUCAGCGGGUCGCCGUCAUCGGAGCGGGGGCCAGCGGCUUGACCGCGGUCAAGGCAUGCCUCGAAGAAGGCCUGGACGUCGUGUGCUACGAGCGCACCGACGUGCUCGCCGGCCUGUGGCACUACACGGAGACCGUGGAGCGCGGCCGCGCCUGCGUCAUGCGCUCGACGGUGAUCAACUCGAGCAAGGAGAUGUCCGCCUUCAGCGACUUCCCGCCGGACGACAAGCUGCCGAACUACAUGCACAACUCGCACAUGGCGCGCUACAUCGUCGACUACGGCCGCCGCUGCGGCGCCGUCGACAGGGUGCUGCUCCGGCACGAGGUGGCCGACGUGCGGCCGACCAGACCGGGCAGCGAGGACACGACCUGGACGCUCAGGGUCCGGAGGCUGGACUACGAGGGCGAAGACCAGGAGUUCCAGGAGGAGAGGGACGCCGUCAUGUUGUGCACGGGUCACCACGCGCACCCACUGUGGCCUCGCUUCAAGGGCCUGGGCGACGAGUGCGGAGAGGGCCGGGUCUUCGCGGGGCGUGUGAUGCAUUCGCAGGACUACCGGACGCCCCGAGGAUUCGAAGACCGUCGGGUGCUCGUCAUCGGUGUGGGGAACUCGGCCGGCGACCUGGCCGUCGAGCUGGGAGGCGUCGCUGAACAGGUGUGGCUGAGCACCCGUCGCGGCUCGUGGGUAAUCGGCCGCGUGGGACCGAGGGGUCGGCCGUUCGACGCGUACUACCAGACGCGGCUGCUGAACGCCUUCAUGCACCUGCUGCCUUACGAGCUGAUCUGCCUCAUCUGCGAGAGCGCCAUCAACCAGCGUUUUGAUCACGCCACCUACCGGCUGAGGCCCAAGCACCGCAUUCUCGGCCAGCAUCCAAUGGUCAACGACGCCCUGCCCAACCGCAUACUGUCAGGCACCGUGUGCAUAAAAGGCCAAGUGAAGGAGUUCACGGCGGACGGCGUGCUCCUCGAGGACGAUCCCCCGGGCGCCGAGCCCCUUCGCGUGGACGACGUCAUCCUCGCGACCGGCUACCGCGUCUCGUUCCCGUGCCUGGCGCCCGGCGUGCUCGACGUGUCCCAGGACAACCAGGUCGGCGUGUACCGGCUGGUCUUCCCGCCGGAACGACCGGGGCUCGCGCUGAUCGGACUGGCGCAGCCCAUCGGCGCCCUGCUGCCCAUAUCCGAGCUGCAGAGCCGCUGGGCGGCCAGGGUGUUCGCCGGCAAGGCGGCGCUGCCCAGCGCGAAGGACAUGUGGCGGCAGGUGAACGAGUACCAGGAGCGCUGCAGGCAACGCUACUACCAGGAGCCCCGUCACACGCUGCAGGUCGACUGGAUCGACUACCUGGACGAGUUGGCCGACGAGAUCGGCGUCAAGCCGAACCUGGCACGCCUCGCCAUCAAGGACCCGCAGCUCGCUUUCCGUCUGCUGGUUGGGCCCAGCCUGUCGUACCAGUAUCGUCUGCAAGGGCCCCACACCUGGCCCGGGGCGCGGGACGCCAUCUUGGGCUACGAACAGCGCGUGCGCAGAGCGCUCUGCACGGGACCCGACUUCACCGCCACGAAGGACGGAAAGGGGACGCUGCUUACCAAGCCCAGCGUCGAGUUCCUACUGUUCAUCACUCUAGCUGUGCUGUUGUUUUCGUGGCUUCUGUCCAGCGGUCUCUUCUUCCCGCAAUCCUGGUCGCCGCCCUUGCGUGUCUGACGAAGGCAGAGCGAAGUGCAACUGACUCUUCCAAUAUGCGCGACGUUCGCGACAAAAGGAGCGCGAGAGUUAUUUUGUCCCUGUAAAGGGGAUUGUAACAUUAUACACCUCAAUCUGGUGCUGGAAACACCUUAUUAAAAGAGACAGCGCAUCCGAA